Messenger RNA from Homalodisca vitripennis (glassy-winged sharpshooter), 3008 nucleotides. Its product is annotated as epithelial discoidin domain-containing receptor 1-like. The record is from RefSeq and is a predicted model, not a curated record. Gene Ontology annotation, biological process: multicellular organism development; cell surface receptor protein tyrosine kinase signaling pathway; protein phosphorylation. Gene Ontology annotation, molecular function: protein tyrosine kinase collagen receptor activity; ATP binding; collagen binding. Gene Ontology annotation, cellular component: signaling receptor complex. NCBI's taxonomy places the organism in Eukaryota, Metazoa, Arthropoda, Insecta, Hemiptera, Cicadellidae.
GUCUUUGUCGUUCGCUAGACUUCACCAGCGUCAACAGUUUUCAAGACGAAGUAAAGUUCUCCUCGCCGUCCUUGUACAACCUGACGCCGCCCCCGCCGCCCUCCUCACGGCCCCCGCCCUACGAGAUGACCACCAACUUCAACACAGCAACUCUCUCCAAGUCUCUGUCUCUCAAUAAUGCUCAACAGCAGCCACUGGAGAACUACUACGCUGCCACAGACAUCAUCAAGAGAAGAGAACAACAUCUCACUCCAGGCAAGUUCACUCCUCUUAAGCUGCCAGAGGGAACCCCGGAAGAGAGUAAGCAACAUCCUGGAGAUAUGUCCAGACAUCGUCUGCGCGUCAUCGAGAAGUUGGGGGGAGGGGCUUUUUUGGAAUGGUAAAUCCACCUAUGUGAGACUGAUGGGGUACCUGAAUAUAAUGGCGUGUCUUCGUACCACAAGAAGCAGAUCCUGGUAAAGUCUCUGUGGCGAGGAUGUAGCGAGUUAACAAAGAAGGAGUUUUUACGUGAGACCAGUUGGUUGGCCAGCCUGCGCGACCCUAACCUGGUGCGAGUGGUAGGCCUGUGUAGUCAAGAAGAGCCUCUCUGUGUCCUGCAGGAACAUUGUGAGUUUGGCGACCUCCCGACGUUCCUGCAGCUGCAAGCUGGUGCUGGUGCUCAAGACGACAAUCCUGCGAUUAGUUAUGGCUGUCUGAUCUACCUAGCUACUCAGGUCGCUUCUGGUAUGAAGUACCUAGAAGCUUUAGAGAUAGUCCACAGAGAUCUGGCUGCAAGGAACUGCAUGGUCGGGAAGAACUACCAGCUGAAGGUGUCAGAUCAUGCGAUGUUCUGCAGCCAAUAUGAAGCAGACUACUACCUCAGUGACACCAAGGCCAAGCUGCCCAUCAGAUGGAUGGCUUGGCUCUCUCUUCUACUGGGAAACAACACGCCGAAGAGCGAUGUUUGGUCCUUCGCAGUGACCCUGUGGGAGAUACUGAUGUUGUGUGCUCAGAGACCGUUCGCCGAACUGACGAACGAGCAGGUGGUGGAGAACUGUAGUCACUGGUACCAGGGGGACGGACAGCAGAGGGUGGUGCCCAGGCCGGCGGCGUGUCCCAGGGAGAUCUACGACCUCAUGGGCGAGUGCUGGAAGCGGCAGGAGGGUGAUCGUCCUCGCUUCACCGAGAUACACCUCUUCCUUCAACGCAAGAACCUCGGCUUCGUCCCCGCCAUAGGAUAAUAAUACCACUGUCAAUCAUACAACCACGUACAAAUUGGUUUGUUUAAUUUUCCUUUCUAUUCCGAGAAAUAAGUAGGAGGCCUAUCUACUAUUUGAAGACUUACUCACUCCGUGUCUUUCUUGAGGUGAUAUGUGAUGUCGGAAAGAAUGAAUGAUAACCAGUUUUGUAACGAGGCUGUUAGGAAUGAAUGUUUUUUUUAGCGAGACAUACAAAUUUAUUUGGCGUUUAACUCUCGGUAUUCGUGCACGUACAUUUGUAUAUAAGCACUUUUACUAUCAAACUGUUACACGUUGAAAUUGAUUCACCUGGUCGAAUAAGUAUUUUGUAAAAAAAAAUUGAAAAUCAAAUAAAAUCGUGUAUUUCGGCGAGCGGCAUUUCCGUGUCGGUCGCCGCAACUCUUUUUACAGUAGAUUAUAUAAAUAAUGAUGACAGUGGAUAUUUUUGUCUGGUCGUGCGAGACUGAAGACCGACUGUGAAGACUGAAGAUCCACCGGUUCGGGCUCACAGCUGAAGUGAGGACUGUGUCAUGCUCAACUCAAUUUGUUCAGUGUUCCAUUGUAUGUAUUACGGAGUGUAUAUACUGUAUAUGUUUCUACUGAGCGCCUCUCUCUGUCGCACACUGUAUCUAUAUAUGUGAUUACGAGUUAUUUUUUUAACUUCGAAUGGUGUACUUAAUUAGUUGAAUAUUUUCUAUUUUCGUGGAAUCACACAAUCCUGCUCUUCCUGUCUAGUUAUAAGCUGUACAAUAAGACACAGAAUAGCAAUCUCUAAGGAUAGGGAGUCCCGGCGCUCUGUGACCAGAGCGUCACGACGCGCAGCCUACACCUAGCUUCUAACAUAAGUGAUUCUAGUUUCCUAUGUUUGUUAUCAUAAAUUAGAAAUGUUAAAUGUUUAGAAAGGUCGAGAUCAGGCUUGUACGUGUACUUUUUGCUUUUAUAUCCUUCUUUUUUACACGUUUUUCAAAGAUACAUAGACCAAUGAUUGGAGCGGAUUGCCAGAUCUUGUUAUCACUGUUACAUGUAUAUACAGUUUAGUAUUAGCCCACAUAUCCUUGUGUUUGUUUGCAUGUAGUACGGUACCGUAUGUAUAUAAUAGUAUAGUUACUGUAGUUUGGUUCUCUGGUGAUAUUUGACUCAACGAACCUGUUUAGUGUUUUAUUAUACUGGCUGGUUUCGCCGUACAUUUCAUUAGUCAUGUUUCAUUUAAGUGUUGUAAUAUUUUAAGGACUAAUAUUAUUCUAAAUCGUUACGCCCGUGGAAAGAAGAGAUAGAAAUUCUUCCAGUGACCAAUCCCUUGUAUAUACUGAAAAUUGUUAUCUAUACCUUAUAUCUUUUAAAUAAUCAAGUGCGGAUCUCUCCAUUUACCUAUUCGUUUACGUAUUCUAAUCUAGUUUUGAAGUUUAUUCUAAUAAGUUUAGGAUAACUAGAAAACAGCCAUGCUGGUGAUAGUGAUCAUGUAUGCUUGCCUUCAGUAUUAGACCAACAUUAAAAGCAUAGCUAUUCCAUAACGCCUUGUAAAUUUAAAUCGAUUAUGACAGAAAUAUUGUGUUGUUUCAGUGACAUAGUUGUAAAGAUUAAUCUGCAUAUCAUGUAAAAUAAAUAUAUUUAUUAUAUAAUUUAUAAUGAUAUAAUAUAGUUAUUACGUUAUUUGUAUUGUUUCUUCAACACGCAAUUUAUUUUUCGUGUCAUAAUAAAAAAUUUAGUUUUGAACGUAAAUUUGAAUAGCAUUAAGAGUACAAGGUUAUUAGAUUUUCUAACCUGUUAAGAAAGUUACACGAAAGUCGUACC